Messenger RNA from Anopheles darlingi, 4279 nucleotides. RefSeq lists its product as uncharacterized. Lineage: Eukaryota; Metazoa; Arthropoda; Insecta; Diptera; Culicidae. The transcript has 6 exons. The coding region runs from base 640 to 3138 and encodes 832 amino acids. The record is from RefSeq and is a predicted model, not a curated record.
CGAAAAUCGUUCCGAGUUGCGAGUUCUCUUUAAAAAGUGGGAAAUUCUUAACUUUUUCGGCCUUUUUCGUGCGUGUUUGAACAAUUUCGAGUCAUUUGCAACUCCCGUCGUCGUUCUCGUUCGAAGCGUUCUAGGCCUUCCGGACCAAGAAGCGAAAAAGUGCGACGAAGAAAGAACAACAAUAAAUUCCGUCGCGAUAAAUUCGUUCACGGUUUGCCAGAAUCCUACGGCACGAGAGGAAUUGAUUUACGCACAAGCGGACGGUCAAACGAGUCCAGAGUUUAGGUGUAAAGUCAGUGGGUCAGGGGCGGCCUGCGGUUACGGAAAAUACGCAAAAAGACGGAACCUGCCAUGUGCCGCUUCACGGAUCCUGUUCCGGAAUUGUAAUUAUUUCUACGUCGUCGUUAAGCAUCGGGAAUUCCGCACGAGCGUGCGAUCGUGGACAGAAAAUCACCCUUUCAACCCACCCCUGGGUGGGAGGCGCAUCGGAAGCAUGUGAAACGGUUGCAGGUGGUGUUUAUGUUUAGAAUAAACAAUAUUACAUCACACUACGGUGGCCGCCGCAAAGGCCAAGAGGUCGCAUUCCGUAACUAGCGUCCGCCGCGAACCGCAAAGGAUUUUACGCUAGUGCUUUCGGCGAUGGACAGCAACAAGAACGAGGACUACACUACGACCAGCGGCACCACUAUCGGCAACAAUAGCAGUAGCGGCAACAACGGGGGACAUUUCGCCGGCGGUGGUAAUCCGGCUGGCGUCGAUGCAGGUUGCAUUGUCGUGAAAGCGGUAUCCGCUGCCAAAUAUCAGAACCAUUUCAACAACAACAAUCUGAUCGAGCAGGAAAACCUGAUGCCGCCGGUGAACGAUAAUAGAAUGCUACGAAACGAGCACGAAGCGGCGAACGGUGUUACGGUAGAAGUUCCGAUCAAAGAUAAAGUGUUUAGCGAAAAUGGUUCGACACGAAGUAGCUCUCUGUUUGCGCAAUUAACACCGACAACUGCACCAUCGGCAUGCCGUAGCAACGGCGAGGAACAGUUGCUCAUCAACCACACAGCAAGCGUGGAAUGCCUUACGAAUAGCUUUAGCGGAACAACCAACGGUGUAUCGAGUGCGUACAUCCGGACACCGAAUGGCGUGGCCGUCAAUGGUGACAAUCCUACCGAGGAACCACAGGCACAGCUCGUUAACGUGGCCAAUGCAAAACCGGAUGAGGGGGCAGCGCCUGUGCCGGAUGAGGGUGACUUUUCCGACAACAAUUCGAUCGGCAACCUGUCGUACAUCAGCGAAAACGGGUUGGUAGAGGAAAUCAUUCUUCUGCCGAACAAUGCCUACUCGGACGAUGACAAUGGAUCCACCUCGGAUGACUGCAUCUAUGCAUAUCGUGGCGGUGAACCGGGCGGAAUAGCGGGCCAACUGCUGGAACUACGCGGUGAUCAACCGCCCGACGACGAAACUGACUUUCUCGAGAUGGACUUCGAUCCGGAGCCGAGCUCGGAGAUGGAAAAUUUCGAUAGCCACCGCGAAGCGACGCUGGGUGAUGAUGAUGGCAAUGGUGGGGCCUUUGCACUUGGCCGCUCGGGAGAAAUUAACGCUACCGUGGAUCGUGCCGUAAGGAACGGAUCUCGGGAGUCCUCGCUAGUAUCGUCGCCCCAUCAGCGACUGGAAUCGGAACCGAAAGAAUCACACAAUCAAUCCCCGGACAAACAGGAGCACAGUGAAAACGAUUCAGAAGACUAUCCAGAUGGCAGCUUGCUACCGUCACCGACAGGAGGGAUGGCAGUUUUGUCCCACUUUCCGGCGGUGGCAGAGCCUUCCCUAUCGGAGGAGCAUUCAACCAAACACGAAGGACAGGAAUCAGUGAAAGCAACGGCCAGUGAAGAAAAGCGCCACACGGAAAGUCCCCUGGAGCGAAUACAAGAUCACCAAACCGGUGCCAUUCCGAAGAACGUUCCGACGCACUACGUUGCUGCCUCCCCAAUCAAUCUGGAAUGUCCGGCACCAACACGUGGUUCCUCGAAUUCUAAGAAUCUAAAGCUUGAUCUAAACUUGUGCGGUACUAGGUCCACAUAUCCGUACUAUGACCAACGAGCUUACGUCGAUUACAUACUUCCUACGGAACAGCAUCGUCCGAUGCCUAUCGGUGGAGGGGAGGAAGAGGAGGAAAACAGUUGCUUGGAUUGUGCCGAGCAGCAGUUCCUAAUGGCUACCAAGCAGGAUCACACACUACAGCGCCAGUGCAGAGUUUGCUCAGCGAAAGGACGCCGAGCUCGACAGUCGAAUGCCUCGAAAUCCAGUGGCCGAGGUACGGAUGGUCGACAGUUGCCCGAGUUUUACGGAUUCAAUGAUACCGGGCAGCAUCACUACGAUGAGCCGGUAUCGGUAUGUGGUGGCGAUGAGUCCGUGGAGGAAAUGUUGCUGAACAUGCGGGCAGAACAGCUAGCAUUUGAAGCUCUGAACAAAGUGAAUGCCCUGAAGGAAACGCCACCCAGUAGCGGUCAUUCGCAGAGUGAGGAGAGCCUUUUCCGGACUGUACGUUCUACUGCUGCGAGUAGCGCACUAUCGGUGGCACAACCCACAUCCAGCAACCAACCGGACCAAGAAGUGCCCCUUGAUUACUUCCAAGGAGGCUGUCCUGAGCACACGGUAACCAUCUACACGAUUAACUGUGGUGAGCUGACAAUAAUCGAGGCUUUGACACGCAUCGGGGUUGCUCCUAACUUGGAUGUACUGCGGCAGUACUUCAAUGAACAGUACGAGGUGGACACAUCAAAGAUGAACAUCCCGAAGUACUUGUUGCACAUGUCGAAGCGUGAUUGUAACUAUAAGAAACUGAUCGAGGCCAUCAAAUCCUGCUGUGAUGAUGAAACGUUAGACGUUCAAUACUACCCGCUGGACCCCUUUUCCGAUACGCCAGAGAUUGUACAGAUCAGUUCGUGCGAGAUCGCGAAACGAUGGACCGCAAACACCAACCUGCGACAGUUGAUACAUUUCAAGCACAAACACUUUCACACGCUCAACGUCCUCGGUAAAAUCGUUAACAUACUGCGGCAACCGUCACGCGGUAGGCAUACCAAUCACAUGGUCAGCAUCCCGCAGUACUACAAAAGUGGUUCCAUCACCAUCACCCGAAUAGACUCCUGAGGACGGCUGCUGCUACCGGCUGUCAGUCCAAGAUCAUCACCCUCAUCGAUAGGACUCCCUUUCCCAGUACUGUUAUCUCAGUGAGCUUGACCUUAUAGCUGUUAUCCUUUCUUCCUCCACAUACAAACAGACACAACCCGUGAACACACAUUACGCCUAAUGCAUAGUGCGCUUAUUGGCGUAAGCUAUGUUUUAUUGUUCGCCCGUUACGCUUACUGAUCAUAUUGCAUAUUCUUUCUGGCGCACCGCCGGGCUACAAUCGUCCCUUGUUCAAAUGGAUUCUCUGUAAAUAUUAGGUAGCGUCUUAUUUAUUCUACGGUACGCGCGGGUUCGUGGCGACACACAGCAGUGCGCGCCGUUUUAUCAGGAGCUGCAACUUAUUUGGUCAGCAAGACUACACAUACCUUUUGGUUUAAGGUGCGAAUUUUGCCAUAGAAUUGAGGGAAAUUCAAAUGACAAAAAAAGAUGAACACAGAAUAGGAAAACUAUGGGAUUUGUUUGGCUUUUUGGCAGCAGCGGCUGGCCAUCGAUUUGUUCGUUUUCAUUUUAAUUUCUUUAGGACUCCGAUCCCAAAUACCAAAUUAAUAGGUUAACGAAAUUGUAUUUGCUAAGAUUCUACCGAUACCACGGUGGUGUGGGAGUGGCAUCAAUGAUACUCUUUAUCAGAAAAAUACCUAACACACAGCGUUGCUUGAUAGCUACCACCCGCUCGACAUUUUAUACUCCUCCACCGUCCGCCCAAAACUGCAUCCGGCUGCAUAUCUUGGCUAACGGAAACGGAAAAGAUAUCCAGAAAAAACGAAAAAAAAAGAACGCGCGGAAGAACUUAUGGAAACAAUAAAACGUGAAAGGUUUUGAUUACCGUAUUAUAUACAUUCGUAUACACGUAAGCGAAGCACCUUGCGGGCCACGUUGCGGUAUCUGGCACGGGCUGUCGGAUCGAGAAAGAGAGAAAGAGAGAGCGGGGAACCCAGGGCUGGGUUGACGGACACAAUUUUUACACCAACUCGAUGGCCUUCACCACUUCCCCACGUGUACGAUCAAUUUCUGUACGUUCGGUGCCGGGGAUGCCACCACGCAGCGCACUAGCACGCAGCAACAAUUCGAAGACCAAUAUCGAACAGAAAUAAACAAACAGUAU